UUGAUCUGUCACAACAAACCGUACUGAAAAUGCUGCUCGGUCCAAGGUUGUGUAAUUGUUCAGUGCAAAAAUCGACAUAAAACCCGUUUAAAAAUCGUCCCUACACAUCGCGUUCAUCUAGGAAGAGAGUAAUGCAUACAGAUUUAUCGCCCCAUCUACAUUCAACUGAAUGCAAUCUAAUUAUCGAAGAGCUGAAAAAGUGCCACUCGGAGAACAAAUUUGCCAAAUUUUUGGGCAUCUGCAAUGAUCUCGAUCGGCAAAUGAUUGUGUGCUUGCGGAAUGAACGUAAAACGCGCCAGAAACUGAACCGUGAAAAAGCACUGGAAAAGCAGAAACGGGUGCAGCAGCUAAUGCGAGAACAGCAGGGAUGAUGACCACCACGCCGGACGAUUACUGGUACGAAGAGGAUGUGCAGGAAAUCGGUGGCAUUAAAGUUCCCUCAAUACUGACCGAUUUCAUCGAGAACCAACCACCGAUAGUAGACCGCUUCUACACGAAGCUAUACCACGUACCGGCCAACAAGCCCGACGAACCCCAGCAGAUACUAUUCCACUCCAAUCGAAUAUGUUUGGUGGGGCUAGCGAAGGAACAUGUUGCAUUUGAGAAGGGCAUCCGGAGCAUAAGCUUCGAGGUGGGCAAAUUCGAUCGCAGUGAGAACAAGGUGUCGGGUCGAAAGAAGAGCGGUGGAAUGAUUCUGCAGGCCGAUUCUACGCUGGCCUUGGUGACGUGUGCGGACGAUAGUGUGUACAAGGUAAGAUCUUGUGUGCAGGGUAAAUUGGUGGAAGUUAAUGAGCGUGUGGUGGGUGAUCCGGAAAUAAUGCGUGUCAGUGGUGAGGGGUACGUGGCGAUAGUGAUGCCCAAGAUAGAGCAUUGUGAUGCGCUAAAGGAACGAUUGUUGAGCGAGGAAGCGUACCGGAAGACGAGGGAAGCUGAAUAAAUGUUGUCGUUAAUUGUAGGUAAAUUUUGACGCCUUUUGAAA
Messenger RNA from Anopheles stephensi (Asian malaria mosquito), 979 nucleotides. RefSeq names its product COX assembly mitochondrial protein 2 homolog. The transcript has 2 exons. Gene Ontology annotation, biological process: dendrite morphogenesis; regulation of actin filament polymerization; regulation of filopodium assembly. The record is from RefSeq and is a predicted model, not a curated record. Gene Ontology annotation, molecular function: actin monomer binding; actin filament binding. The coding region runs from base 368 to 937 and encodes 189 amino acids. Lineage: Eukaryota; Metazoa; Arthropoda; Insecta; Diptera; Culicidae. Gene Ontology annotation, cellular component: nucleus; mitochondrion; filopodium tip.